CUUACAGACCAUUCCAGCUGCUCCGAGAGGCAGCACACCCAACCAUGUCACCUCCGAGAUCUGGUAACGACUUAUGAAUAUCAAUGUGACUUUCCCUUGCAAAAGGUAGGUGCCGCAUCAUGUCAUCUUCCCUGAUGUUGUGUGGAUACUCCAGAUAAGGUGUCUACCUAAUACUCAGUUUGCCAACCUUGACAGAAGAAGCAGAAAGUUCUGAUCAUCAAAAGGAAGGAACAAAUGAAGUUCUGGAAGUGAAAGGCACACAUUUGUAAGUCUCUUAGAUAAGGAAAAUACAGCAUGAAUGAAUGCUCCUUGCAAAACUGUGAAAUACCUGAUUCACCAACCUUACCAGAAGAAGCAGAACAUUCUGAGGAGAAAUCGAGUGUGAUAGAUGGGGCUGAAACUCCACAAAGUGGAAGCCACUCAGAUACAUGUGUUUCGUACAAGGACAAUAUGAAUGCUGAAGGCUCCCAAGAAGAGGGUGAACUAAUAAGUGAUUUGCCAACCUUACCAGAAGAAACAGAACAUUCCCAGAAUAAAACGAAUGAAACAGACGAGAAGAAUCCACUAAAUGACAACCCUUCAGGGGGUACUUCUGCACGUCACCAUCACCUUAUGACUACAAGAGAACUUCAGGUUUACUGGAAGAAAGAGAAAUACGAAUCAAAACCAGUCAAACUCCUUUUCCAGAUCCACUCCACCCGCAUAGCAGAGGAUUUCCUUUCCAAGUUUGUGAUGUACCAGAUCGUAAUAAUUAAAACGGGAAGUUUUGAUGGAAAGAAGGUCUUCAUCGAGAGAAGAUACUCUGACUUUGAACGUCUUCACAGAAAUUUACUAAAAAGCUUUAGGGAAGAAAUGGAAGAUAUCGUAUUUCCUAAAAAGAUCCUACUGGGAAAUCUCACCGAAGAGAUGAUCAACAAAAGGAUGAUGGCCCUUAAAAAUUAUCUUGAAGAAUUAUAUGCUCUAAAAUGUGUAAGAAGGUCCCAGAAAUAUAUGGAGUUUUUCAUUGAGCCAGAACUGGAAGAAGGAUACAGCUGUAUACGAGGAGGACAGUACAAUACUGCUACAGGUAUCUUCCAACAAGUUGUCUAUCUUCAAGAAAAGUUGGUUGAACAUUGUCCUAAGUUAUUGGUGCCAUCUCUGUGCGCGUUAGUUGUAUGCUAUAGAGAUAUGAAUCAAUCAGAAAUGGCUUACGAGGUUGGGAUGCAAGCCCUUGAACUUCUUGAGAAGCACACCACACACAGAUAUUUUAUGCCAUUACUAGAUACGUUGGUUUCCUUGGCUUAUAAAACAGGCAAAGACUAUAUGACUUUAAGGGAAAAGAUGAAAAUAAAUGAAAUGAAGGAGAGAAGAACAUUUGACUUUGAAAUGGUUACACUAAAGGAGCUUGUGGUGCAAGAGUAUGUUAAAGAUUAAGCCCACAUGAAUCAAAUUUCAAGAAAUUGAUGUAAAGAAAAAUAAUUUAAAUGUAAUAAAAAUACAAGCAAUUUUCUCACUGGGCACAGAGCCUCUUAAUAGACUAAUACUUUGGGGUCAGAAGAGAUGAAUUUUCGUCAAGCUUCUCAUCUCAAGCAGGGUUACAAUUAUAGGAAAUUACAGCUGGGGACAGCUUGCCUGCUUACAGUGACCUCUGCACCUGUCACAGAGCAUGUCCACAACAUAAUCCCAUUUUAGUCAAUAUGUAGAGGUUUUUUAGGGCCAUGUGGCUGCUGCAUAGAGUUCAGACAAGAUGGCUGCUCUUUAGACAAGUAGAUAGCUCCCAUUCAGACUACACUCACAAUGUAGUUGUAGAUAUGCAGUGCAACACUGUGGCAUGGCUUUUAGGCUAACAAAGUUACAAAAACUUUAUCGAAUGGAGGGUACUGUCUCUUUAAAGGACUGAACAAUAUAAUGUACAAAACAGUAUGGCUGUAACCGUCACACAGUUAUGGUUUAGCAGGACACAAUAAAACACUUUAAUAAG
This is a messenger RNA of Bufo bufo (common toad), 1960 nucleotides long. It is a transcript of the gene SNX20, whose product is annotated as sorting nexin 20. The coding region runs from base 295 to 1413 and encodes 372 amino acids. Lineage: Eukaryota; Metazoa; Chordata; Amphibia; Anura; Bufonidae. Gene Ontology annotation, biological process: protein transport. Gene Ontology annotation, cellular component: early endosome membrane. The record is from RefSeq and is a predicted model, not a curated record. Gene Ontology annotation, molecular function: phosphatidylinositol phosphate binding. The transcript has 5 exons.